Messenger RNA from Lactuca saligna, 1458 nucleotides. NCBI's taxonomy places the organism in Eukaryota, Viridiplantae, Streptophyta, Magnoliopsida, Asterales, Asteraceae. The record is from the annotation of a GenBank genome assembly.
AUGAUUUUGUUCACAAGGAAUUCUAAAUCCAAGCGAUUGACUCUCCCUCCUGGCCCUCCUGGUUGGCCGGUCAUCGGCAAUCUUUUUCAGGUGGCCGGUUCCGGGAAGCCUUUCUUCCAGUAUGUCAGAGAAUUGCUGCCGAGAUACGGUCCGAUUUUCACUCUUAAAAUGGGGUCCCGCACCAUGGUUAUCUUGUCCAGUGCAGAUUUGGUUCAUGAGGCGUUGAUUGAAAAGGGUGCAUUAUUCGCUACCCGACCCUCUGAAAAUCCCACCAGGACGGUUUUCAGCUGUGACAAAUUUACUGUCAACGCUGCGUUGUACGGUCCGGUGUGGCGGUCACUCCGGCGGAACAUGGUCCAGAACGCGCUUAGUGCGGCUAAAUUACGUACGUUUAGGCAUGUGAGGGAUACCGCCAUGGAUAAGCUUGUUGAACGGUUGAAAAUGGAGGCGGAUGCGAACGGCGGAGCAGUUUGGGUGCUGAGAAAUGCACGGUUUGCGGUGUUUCGCAUUCUUCUUGCGAUGUGUUUUGGCGUGGAGAUGGACGAGAAGACGAUCGAGAAAAUGGACGAUAUGAUGAAGACGGUUUUGAUCACCCUGGAUCCGAGAAUCGACGAUUAUCUACCAUUACUGAGACCUUUUUUCUCGAAGCAGCGGAAGAAAGCUAUGGAAGUCAGGGAGCAGCAAAUUGCGACGUUAGUGCCGUUCAUCGAGCAGCGUCGAGCGGCGGUGAAAAAUCCAGGAUCCGAUCCAACGGCGGCAGAGUUCUCAUACCUGGAUACCUUGUUCGACUUAACAGUGGAGGGACGGAAGCAUCCUCCAACGAAUCCAGAGAUUGUCACCUUGUGCUCGGAAUUCCUCAACGGAGGCACCGAUACCACCGGAACGGCGAUCGAGUGGGCCAUCGCAAGGUUUAUCGAAAACCCUACCAUACAAUCGAGGCUCUACGACGAGAUCAAAGCCACCGUCGGCGAGAAACGAGUCGACGAGAAAGACGUCGAGCACAUGCCCUACCUAAACGCCGUCGUAAAGGAGUUAUUACGAAAACAUCCGCCCACUUAUUUUUCUCUAACCCAUUCGGUUAUCGAGCCUGCAAAAUUAGCCGGGUAUGAUAUACCGAUCGGAACAAAUGUUGAGAUAUUUCUACCGGGUGUAGCAGAAGAUCCGAAACUGUGGAAAAACCCGAAAAAUUUCGACCCAGAUAGGUUCUUGACCGGCGGCGAGGAUGCAGACAUUACAGGGGUGACCGGAGUUAAGAUGUUGCCGUUUGGGGUGGGGCGGAGGAUCUGCCCAGGGCUGAACAUGGCGACGGUGCACGUGAAUCUGAUGAUAGCUCGGAUGGUUCAGGAAUUCGAAUGGAGGUCCUUCCCGGAGGACACAAAGGUCGAUUUCAGUGAGAAAUUGGAGUUCACAGUGGUGAUGAAGAAGAGUCUUAGAGCUACAAUUAGACCAAGAGUUUGA